This is a messenger RNA of Phasianus colchicus (ring-necked pheasant), 939 nucleotides long. Its product is annotated as ras-related protein Rab-11A-like. The record is from RefSeq and is a predicted model, not a curated record. NCBI's taxonomy places the organism in Eukaryota, Metazoa, Chordata, Aves, Galliformes, Phasianidae. Gene Ontology annotation, molecular function: GTP binding; GTPase activity.
AUGGCUGCGGAGGAAAGAGAGCUGCGGGACCAAUGGGAGCGCGGGGGCCCCCCGGGGCGGAGCGGGGCGGAAAUCGCCACCGUUCCCAGUGCGGCCGCCGCACUGUGCAGGAUGCGGGGCAAGGAUGAGGAGUACGACUUCCUCUUCAAGGUGGUGCUCAUCGGGGACUCCGGCGUGGGGAAGAGCAACCUGCUGUCCCGCUUCACCCGCAACGAGUUCAACCUGGAGAGCAAGAGCACCAUCGGGGUGGAGUUCGCCACCCGGAGCAUCCAGGUGGACAACAAGACGGUGAAGGCGCAGAUCUGGGACACGGCCGGGCAGGAGCGGUACCGCGCCAUCACCUCCGCGUACUACCGCGGGGCGGUGGGAGCGCUGCUGGUGUACGACAUCGCCAAGUAUCUGACGUAUGAGAACGCCGAGCGCUGGCUGACGGAGCUGCAGGACCACGCCGACGCCAACAUCGUCGUCAUGUUGGUGGGCAAUAAGAGCGACCUGCGGCACCUGCGCGCCGUGCCCACCGACGAGGCCCGGAGCUUUGCAGAGAAGAAUGGGCUCUCCUUCCUUGAGACGUCGGCUCUGGACUCCACCAACGUGGAGAUGGCGUUCCACAACAUCCUCUCCGAGAUCUAUCGCAGCGCGGCACAGCGGCAGAUCGCGGCGCAGCCCGAGGCGCAGCUCAGCCCCAGCAGCUCCGUGGAGCCCAUCCAGGUGCUGCCCACGCAGGACGGCCACCAGACGCAGUGCUGUCAGAGCAUCUGAGCCUCUGCUCAGCACCUUCCACACCGACACUGCGGGACGCUGCUGUGUGCUGCCUUCCUCCCCGUGUUUAUGUAGGACCUGCAGCGAAGGAAGGGAGAAGCAUCCCUGUUCUGUCCCUGUGUUUAUGUAGGACCUACACCAAGGGAAGGGAGAAGCAUCCCUAUUUUGUACUCGUAUUUA